ACUCUAAGUGAUGAAGAAAUUCGAUACAUAUCCGAUAAUCCGAAACCAAGACACCUGGAUUUGUUUGAGUUUUAUAUUAUAACAUCGGAUCAUUUUCCACAAUCCUAUCAUAAGACGUGGUAAGAGAGUGGGUUUUUUUUUUUUAAAUUGUUACCAUUCCUAUGCUUUAGUAUUAUAAUAGUCAAUAAUAGUAGUUAAUAAUAGCCACUUUUUAAAGUCCAAGUGUCUAAAGUUAUUCCUGCUACCCUGCUGGCCACUCUCCUUCUUUGCGACUGACUUAACACGGUUACAGUUACAGACUUUACUUUACUAUUCUGAAAAAAUAACUACAAAGUCCAAGUGAUAAGUUUAACUAAGUUAAGUACUUUUUUACUUGAAAAAAAACCCACGUUUACUUCUUAAAUAAUCUUAAGACUUAAGGUAAUGUACCACUUGAGCUUGGACCAAGAGAAAAUCCAGUUGUUCCUGUUUGAAGUGCAAUUUAAAACAUUUUUUCUUAUAUUGGUUUCCAUUAAUGGUUCUGCUUUCGUAUAAAGUUAUUUAGCAGAAUACAUUUAAAUACUACUAAGCUACCGAUAUGGCAGGAAGAAAACGAUUAGAGACUACAAUAGUGCAGAUGAAAGAGAAGUUUGAUACUGAUCAGAUACAAAAUGAAGAAGUAUUGCGGAUGUCCACACUACUACUACUGCCGAAUUAGUCAGACCCUAAUUCAGCACUAUGAUGGUAUGUGCUUCAAUGCCUGUUAAAAAAGUAUGACAUGCGGUGUCUGUAAUGGACUGUGCAGAUUAAACAGAUACGCUCAAUGACAGGUUGGUCUCAGGUGGGCUUGUGCUGCAUGGAGUUACAGAAAUUCACUACGAGAAGGCUCUUUCUUUGCAGGAAGUCACCUCAGCAUCCAGCAAAUUAUUAUUUUAGUUUACUGCUGGUGUUGUGAUAAGCCACAGUUGCAGAAGGCACGCAAGGCUGACAUCUCUAAUGUCACUAUUGUGUCCAACUGGUGCAAUUUUAUGGAGGACAGGUGCGAAACCUGGCUGGCUGCGAAUGCAUCUGUAAUUGGGGGUUUUGUUGAUCAAGGAGAAUCCAUUGUAAUGGAAAUAUUUCCACAGGAAAUACCAGUGUGGAGAGAGGGUCCCUGGAUUUUCUAUGGCAUGGAAAGAAAGAACAACAUUACAAGAGUGCAUCAAAAGAUUUAUUCUUCCAGGAUCACUUAUUGUAUCCGACAUAUGGGGGGCCUAUGCCAAUAUAAACCAAAUAAAAAAUGGUAUGUAUAUACACUCCAUUGUUGAUCCAGAUGACACAGAUGUCCACUCACAGAAUGUGGAAAACAUAUGGAUGCGUGCAAAGCGCAAACUAAACAAACAGUUUGACACAAGCCGCGAUCUUUUCCCUUCAUAUUUACAUGAAUUCAUUUUCUGCAACAGUUUUUGUGGAAAUGAUAUUUUACAAACUUCAUUGUCACCUUGAGGGGGAAUUGUGCAUAAUUUCAUUUUCACACAUUAAAUUCAAAUUGUUUAAAACCUUCUAUUUAAAAAAAAAAAAUUAAAUUGUUUUAGUUUUCUAUUUAAAUAAAUUUUUUAAAUGAGAUAGGAAAUAUAAGUCACACCGGAUAGUGAAAAAACCUGAAAUAAGGCGAAACAAAAUAAUGAACAUGGUGGCAAAAAGCCUGGUAAACAUUCAAUAGUGGGUUAGCAAUAUAGGUUUUGCCAAGAGUUGUCUCUCCCUAAGCGUAAUGAUUUCACUUUGGGGAAUCCCAACAUUGAACUAGAGUGAGUAGAUUAAUUGUUAAACCUAAACGAUAUGUAUGAUAACUUUCCCAUUCUUCAAUGAGCAUUUACAGUUAAUAUGAAAUAUAUUAAAAUAAAAGUUUCCAUUUUUUAAAACUAAAAUUCAACUUACAAGGUUCAAAAGGAAUGAAAAAAGAAGCUCUUUUGUGCUGAUACCUUAAAGUGGAUGCGCAUCGCUAAAAGUAAACGUGCCUUUUUUUUUUUAUAUUGGUUGAGAAAACAACCAUAUGCCAUCAUGUAUAUCAUGUCGCCAUUUCAUGUUAAAUUUCAACAUAAUUUCUGUGGAGGGUCUCCCCCACUUUCAAUUCCAGUAUAAAGCUAGAAACAAUUUUCCGGGGAGAGUAGACCCAUUCCCAAAAACAAAAAAAUAAAAAAUAAGAAAAAAAUGUAUCAAAUAAAUACAGAGCUAAAAUUCUAAAUCUUUUAAUUAUUACAGAACUAUUGCUGGAAGGUGACUAGGGGAAGACAUUGCCUGAUUUAUCAGUAAUCCAGUUGUAGCCAAAAGCUUGCAUGAGAGAAGAAAAAAAGGUACAAUUCAAUCAAAUAGAGAAUAAAAAUCUGAAAAAGUUAAAAGCAACUUGUCUUAUGCUGUACCCAAAAAAUAUUUACUAAAUGUUUUUUGUAAUUCACACUUAUUAUUUCCAAAAAUGAUAAUGUCUUUUUUUAAAGCGCUUUUUUAUUUCUUUUUCAUAAUUAUACUUCUUAUUAAAGGGAUUAUUAUUUUCCCUAUCAAAUAUUGACUAAUUUAUUUGGUGGUUGUGAUUUGUCAUAUUUUCUACUUCUUUGACAGCAUGUAUGUGUCUAUUUAAAUAUUUACAGAGCUGAUCUGCAUUACAAUAACAAGAUGGUUUGGAAACUAAGUGAUUUAUGCCUACAGUGUGUUCAGCAGCAUUUACAUAGAUAUCAAGAUCUUGGAUCCAAUCUAACAACCUUACACAAGGAGAUGCUUAUUGAAAGACUUGCUUGUCAUGACCUUUUCUUCCCAGAACGUUUAGUUCAUAUACAAAAUAAUCUUUUCACACCUUCCCUGAGACAUAUAAAUUUACAAAGGUAAUAGCUUAAUCAUAAGUUAUUUAUUUAAUCAUUGUUUCUUUAAUGUUUUAUUUUACAAAAGUACAGUUGAAAGGCAUACUUUGUAUUUCAUUUAGUUGGAGAGUCUUCCACUUUCACCAACUAAAACUUCUUUAUAUUUUUUCAGGUGCUCACAAAUAACAGAUUCAGUCCUUCAGCUCCUCGGUCAUUCAGGGUGUAAACUGGAAGUCCUUGUUUUAAAUAGGUUGGACAAUGUAACAGGUUAGUUUAGUGCAUUAUAAACAGUAUAUAUAAACUUCACGCUGUCAUUAUGAAUUAAAUGAAGAAAAAAAACUUAAAAAUAAAACUUGAAGAUUCUACAUAAAUAUCAGUUACUGUCUUUUUAUUAUAGGCUUCUUUAUAUGUUUUGUUAAUAUAUAUAACAAAAUUAUAUUAAGUAAUGCUUAAGAUACUAGUAUAGUUGUUUGCAUAAUAUUAUUUAAUUGAUUGAUUACUGCAGACUCAGGGAUCCAAGCAGUUACCAGAGGUCAGAAUGCACUACUGGUUCUACACCUCAAGUACCUAAAACAAGUUACACAAAACAUUUUGACCCACAUUGUGGCACCGAAAAUGUGGACACUUAAGCUUGUACAUUGUUACAACCAGAGCAAGGCGUGGGUUACUUCUGCUGGUGAGUACAUUUUCACUUUUAGAAGGGAUAAGAAAAUGAACAUGCGCAUUUAUCCUUAAUUUUAAAUGUAUUUGAUUGUGGUCACUUUAUAUUAUAUUUUCCAUAAAAUUAUACAUAAUUGUUUUGGUGAGUUUUAUCUAAUUUUUUUUUUCUUUUGUAGAUUAUUAAAAUUAUCUGAAUAAAUAUAUUGCAGGACAUUUUUUUGCCUGCCGAAAAACAAUCUGUUUAUAGCUUUCAAAAAUGACUAUUUUUAUAAAUUAAGAAACUCUAGCACUAGAAAUCAGCUUAAUUACCCAUGACUUGAAGAAAAAUUUUUUUAUACCUUUGUAUUUAAAAACACAAACAAUAAUUGAUUGAAUAAUAAUAGUAUCCUCAUUUCAGUUUUGUCAACAUUCCUUUCACACAAUCCUUCCAUCAAGAUUUUGAAAAUAUCUUUACCACAUGAAUUCAUUCCUGUUAUUGCUAGGGGAUUAAAAUGCUCUUUAGUAAGUAUUUAUUUUUUAGUGUAUAGAUGUUCUUAAUUGCAGUUAAUUUAUAAAUCUUCAAACUCUAAUGUGUGUUUGUCUUAAAAUAUAUAUGAUUAAACAUGUAAACACACAUUGCAAUUGCUAUCAAAAGAGACAAAUGAAAUGUUGUUCAGUUAUUAAUUAUUUUCUGAAAUAAAUCUUAAGUUAAUGGUAGUUAUUUGUGGUAAGUUCAUAGGGCAAUGUGAGCAGCAGCCUCUUUCCCAUAAGAAAAAGUUAAAACUGUGCCUUUUUUUGGAAAAAGAAAUAUUUGUAUAGUUUUAUUCUAUGUAUUUUCUGCCAGUGUCAAUAUUUAAACAAUCAGGCUAAGCCACCGGUUAAUUUUGUAGAUGUUAUAAUUUUAAAACUUUUAUUUUGUUACAUUUUGUCUAGGAAAGCACAAUUUUAAAACAUUUAUUAAUUAUAUGGUUAGUAUUUAACUGUUUGUAGUUGCCCUUUAUCAAAUAUUUUCAUUUAGCAUUUAUUGCAUUUUCAAUUUGAAAGUACAUAAGUGUUAAAUUCUCUUCUUGAUAAGUUUUGGAUAGUAGCAAAUAUAAAAAAAAAAAUAAAAAUAUUUUGAUAUUUCUUCUCCAAGGAAGAACUGAACACAAGUUUUCAGCUUGUCACAGAUGACGGUAUUGAAGCAUUAUCUGAGAACUGUUCAAAUUUAAAGAAGUAAGAUAACAAAAAUCAUACAAAUGAUCAAAUAGAUUUUGUUUGCAUGGAAAAGGAAUGGAUAAAGUUAGGAUUUUUAAGGGUAUCAUCUGUAUAAAAAAAUACUUAUAAAAGUAUUGAAUGAAACUUCUCAGUCCUUGGAUUUACCCCAUAUUGGCUUUUAAAUAAUGGUAAUCAUUUGAGACAUGAGAGGACUGAACACUGUAAGCAUUUUUCUUGUUGCUUUGAAGACAAUUAUUAUGAGACGACAAUGGUAAAAGUGAAGAAUAGUUACCACAUUGUUGUUCACUUAAUGUUUCAAGAACACAACAAUAUACCAGGAAAUGACAGAGCAAACUAGCAAACCAGAGAGCAUCUAAUGGACAGCCAAACAUACCUACAUCACACAACACUGCGAAGCAGAUUAUCGGGAAGACGUGUUUUCACACACACAUGCCCAGUCCUGACCCCAAAGAUCAAAUAAAUUCUUUCCAUAGACACAAACAGGACAUAAUCCUUCAUCUGCACGGCACAUACAACUUAAUUCCCACCAUAUCCGCAUAAAACCAGAUAAAACACCAACGUCCCUCCUCUGCGGACAUUGAAAUGAGAAACUAACCGCCUGUCACUUCAGGACUUUCGUUUAAACUCCCUACCAAAAACAUCAGACAAACAAAGUCAGCUGGGAAGAGUGUUUAAAUUCAUCAUCAUGGCCGCAGGCUGAAGGGAACAUGCCCAAAUGGGCACAGGAUCUGAAUGAUGAUGAUGAAUGUUUGAAGCAUCAUUACAAUGACUGGUGUUGUGUUAACAAAAAAAGUCAUAGUUUUGUCAGAUUUGCUUUGCUGAAUUGUUUCAUUAUAAAGUUAAAAGUUAAAGUUAAAAGAAAAGAAAAUUUUCAUAACUUUCUAUGAUGCUUAAUUGAGAUAUACAUGAUUUUAUUAACUAUAGUCAGGUAAUUCAUGGAAUUAUUUUUACGGCUAUUGUGGAAUUAUCUUUAUAGUUAUCAUGAAAUUAUCUUUAUGGCUAUCGUGGAAUUAUCUUUAUAGUUCUCAUGGAAUUAUCUUUAUAGUUAUCAUGGAAUUAUCUUAAUUCAUUUCUAUCUUCAACACUUUUGCAGGCUUGAUCUUAAUGGAGCAAAAUCUGUAGGCAAAGAAUCAUUAAUAAAGGUAAACAUGAAAACCUAAAAUUUUGUAUAAAUCAAAUAUUAAUAACUUUUCAAAAUUGCCUACCAAUGUUUUUGAUGUUACCUUGUUUAGUUUAAUGGGUUUUAAAUUUGUGAGUUGUAAUUUUGUUCAUAUUAAUUGUCAACCCACUUUUCCACAUCAACCUGAAUUGAUCUUCUUUAUAAAACACAGAUUCUGAUGUGCAUUAUAAUAUCCAACAAAAUACAUGCGUAAAGCAAGAUAGUUUAAAAUCAUAUUCUUGUUUACAGUAGAGUUACAGAACUUUGGCGAGCAUCUCUUUCAUGAACAUUCUUAUUCCAGCUCUUUCAAGCGUGUACACAGAUGGUGGAUUUGGAUUUAGGGUACUGCACUCGAAUUUCUUCACCACCAGAGUGUGAGGUUUUGUGGACACUUCCUCAAUCUCUGACCUCCCUCUCCUUGUGUGGCAUGAUGCUGCAAGACGAGAAGAUUCUUGUAGAGUGCAUCACAAGAUUACCACGCCUGACAAGUAUAAAACUGUGUGGUGUCCCAGCCCUAACAGAUGAAACACUGGAACAGGUGAAUGGAAUUAAGUAUUGGAAACUUUUAACAAGAUAAUAGUGGUUCGGUAUCAGCGCUGUUUAUAGCCGGGUGCGCAUUAUUUAUCAGUAUAGAAGGGCACACAAAUGGUUAGAAAAGUUGUUGUGGACUUUAAGAUUAACUUUGAAAUAAUUUUUUUUCAUUUUAUCAUCAGAUUGUAGCAAAAAUUGGUCACCGGCUGUUAGAUUUAAACUUAAGUGGAAUCGGUAUCAAUGAAAUCACAGACAAAGGUCUAAAGGCUGUCUCCAAAUACUGCACCCACUUAGAAGCUCUUCACAUAAGCAUGCUCCGGGAAGUUACUGGAAUCACUCUUUUGCCAAUAUUUGCUGAUCCUGAGAGAGCAUCGAGGUUAAAGACCCUUGCUGCUAACUGUAAAAAGGUGGAGAAUUAUAAAAAUUAUUGUUUUCUUAUGAAGGAAAAUAAUUUCAGAUAUGAACUCCAGUGUGUAGCAGAUGCAGGGUUUAAAAAAAUCUGUAAUUAAUAUCCUGUCUUUUCCCUUCUUGUUAAAAAAAUCAAAAUUUGAGAUCUAGAAGAGGAGAAAAUUUAUUAGGGAGAUAAUGUAACUUAUUUGUAUCAUUUAGUUUUACAGCAAUACCAUUGUUUACCAAAAUUUGCCUUCGCUUUUAUGGUUUCUUUGGGUUUAAUUAGCAAACCUAUAUUUAUAUAUUUGUUUCAGAUGGAUAUUAAUUUGUUGGACCAAAUCAUGUACAGCUGCCCUAAUCUUGACAUGCUUGAUGUGUCCGGCUUGAGUUCAGUGACUGAUCAGAUGAUUAUCACCCUUGCUGACCAUUCCCCAAAGUUGACCCAGCUAAAUCUGAAAGGGUGUAAGCAGGUCAGAUUUCUUUCUCUUGCAUCACUGGUUAAUGAUGUUAGGAAAUGGAGGCAUUGUUUGUAGUGAUAAAUGUCUUUGCAGUUCAGAAGAGCUGAAUUUGUACAACUUAAAUCUUUGAAAAAUGUGCACAAUUAUUUUUUUUAUAUUGCCCAAAGACUUAACAAACAUUGAAAACGUAUUUGCUUUUUAAUAAUUUGAAAUAAUUUGCAACACUUUUCUAACAAUUAAGGUUACAGAUGCUGCCAUUUGUUACUUGAGUGGAUGUUGUCCCCUCAAGAGCAUGUGUGUCUCUGGUCUCCAUGCCCUUACAGACAAGAGCAUCUUUUGCUUGGCUAGCAGCUGUCCACAGCUCGAAGAGAUUUAUCUAAAUGGUUGUGCCCAUAUAUCACCUGUGGCUGUGCAGUACUUGAAGGUAUAAAAAAAAUAUGCUUUGAUUCUUUUUUUCAAAUAAAUUCAAACAUAGUUUUUAAAAAAUUGAAUGGAACUAAAUAGAUUGACAUAAAAUUUAGAACGUCCCUGAUUAUUCAAGUUUACUUGUUGCCAUUGGGCUUAAAGCAUUCCACCACCAAUGUUGCACAUUCACACUUUCCAGAAAUAUGCCACAAUAUAUGCAUAGUUAUCCUGAUAUUUAUUCUAAUCUCAUUAUAAAUCACUAACAAAAAUGUGUAAGUAAAUAUUAUAAUAUUAUAAUUUAUUAAGUUCAAGAGACAGCAUACACAUAUUAUUAAGUAGACCAAGAAUAUUCUUUUCACUUUUAUCAAGACACUUAAUUUUAUUGAUAGCUUCUAAUUGUUUAUGUAUAUAUUUUUUCCUAUUCAGGACCGCUCUCUAAGGAGGCUGUAUGUAAAACAUAAUAUACCAAACGCCAGCCCUAAUCAACUUAUGGCUAAAAAUUUAGACACUGGUGAAUUCUGCCGUGCUGAUCUUUUAUAGGAUUAAAGACAUUUUGUUAUAAAAAUAAAAAUUCCAUUAUUAUUCCAUGAUGACAUAUGGCAUAAAUAUUGAAGAUUUGGAGUAAUGAAGAUUUUCGCAUAAUGAAAAUAAUAUAACAAUGAUAUAAAAACUAAGUAGCCGCUGCUAACAACUAGCAACUCUCCUUCUUUAUUAUUAAUGGGGCUGCAAUAAUUCAACUAAAGGUAAUGUUCACACUGUGGCUUUGUUGCAGCCACAAAGCUCAGUAAUGAAUCACUGUUGAGAAUCCAUGACACAGAUAUCCACAGAGGUGUUCACACUGAGCAGGUGCGGUUACCGGAAAUUUGUUUGAAAGAACUUUCCGGAUACGAGCAGGCACAAGUAUGGCAUCUGAUGCAGAACUUUUGUUUAUAUUUAUCAAAGGUAUGUGCUAAUGAAGUGAUCCGCAACCUGCCACUCCAUGUGGCUAUUUAAAAUAAUAAAUUAGGAUUUUUUUUUCUUUUAAAUAUUUUACAAAUAGCCACUUAUGCAAGGAAAAAUUAAAACAUAAUUUUAAAAAAAAUAUCUUUAAUUAAUUACAUUUUGUUAAAACAAGACAUUAUUUAUGUAAAAAAAAUUCUUUUCUUACCCACUCCAAUAAAAUCAAACUUGAAAUUUGUUUCAUAAAAUUUAAUCUUGGAACUAUAAAAUAUGGCUACCAUAGAUUACGACAUUUGUAAACAAUUCGGAUGAUAUUAAAUUCAACAUAUUUUUUUUUACCACUCCAUUCUCUAUCGGUUGCUAUGCUACUGUCAACUGAUAAUAAUAAUAAUAAUAAGUGGUCUUAUACAGCGCGGUACCCCAGCCUAGGGCUGGGCUCACUGCGCUGUACAUAAAUGUGCAUUGAUAGCGUAGCUUUUUUUAAUGUAUAUGGCUAGCAUACAGUAUACCACAGCAGUCCAAAACCCAGUGGAAAUGAAACUUGGUGGCCCCGUAUUUAUUGCAGCAAGUAGCACGUGGUCAAAGAAAGUUGAGACUCCAAUAACAAAUCUGCAGUGUGAACGUAACUUAAGAGUUCCAGUUAAAAGUUUUUUUUUUUUUAUUUUUAAACAAAAUUAUCUAAUAGAAAAGCAUAAUAAUAUAACUACUAUAUACAUGUAACUGUAAGGUCUAUAAUUUAUUAUAGAUUUGUCAAAAUAUAUUUGGAGAAUGGGUGCAACAAUAAUGGAAAUUAAGCAAAAAAAUAACUUGGGGCUUUAAAUUAUUUAUUUCAAACUUUUGAGCUGUAGCUUCAGCUAUAACUUAGGGUUCUAACUAAAUAGUACAACCCAAACUGCUUUGUUUAUAAACAAAAACAAAUAUUUUUCAUAUUUUUUUCAAACCAAUGGCUUCUUUUAUGUAUCCUGCUGAAUAAUUCAACGUAGAAAUUUAUUGAGACACAAAUUUUUUAAAAUCUUAACAAUUAAAGUACCGUAUAUAAAUAAUCAAUAAGUUGUGUCAAAAAGAGGUAACCAUUGUAUAUUAAAUAAUAAGGUAAAUCGUGAUGUCAAACUUUAUUACAUAAAAGCUGACAUCAAAAAAGAAAUUUAUAUUUGUUGUGCAAAAUGACCUGUAUGAGUUUUAAUAUCACUCAUUAGAGAAGUAAACAAAACUUGUUCUGAAGAUUUCUAUGGAAAUUUGUGAGUUUUCUGUGUAAACAAUAGUGAUAGCUAAGUGUUAAAAUCUCCACACAUGAAAAUGUUCUAUUCUGAACUCUCCCCCCUCAGUGAUUAUGUUAUAUGAACCCCUUAUUCCUGUCAUAUUUUAAAAAAAAAAAAUUCUAUAUAGGCAGUCAGCUUAAAUAUUUUAAAUAAAAUCUUUUGAUUAACUUUUGACAAAAAGUACAGUUUUCUUGCAUCAUACAUUUAAACAUAAAAAUCCUUCUUGAGUUUUCAAUGACAGAUAAUAAAAAUUAUUAUUAUUAUUUAUACAUUCAUUGAUUCAACCCAUGUUGUGUGAACUUGCUUAUUGGCAGUUCAGUGGUCUAUACUUAACAAUCGUUCCAUACAAAACUUUUUCACAUUUUUGUUUAUGUGUACCAAAAAUAUCUGUGAUAUUAAUUUUGAAUGUCUUAAAUAUUUUAUUUUCAUUAAUCUUUGUUUUCUAUAAAAAAAUGAUUAUAACCACAGGUACCAUGUGUUUGAUACUCUUCAAAAAUAUUUUAUACAUGUCUAAAUCUAUGUUAAUGAAACCAAGCAGUGAAUACAAUUAUCUAAAAAUUUUACAUUGUCUAGUUUAUCAAAAUCUGGAAGGCAUCUUCAUCCUAUUGUCUCUGGUUAUCAUAGAGCAUAUUUUGCAUCAUUCUUUCUAUUAUAAUUACUCUUUCAGAUUAUUUUCUUCUGGUAAUUUUUUUUUUAUUUCUAGCCUCAUGCACUUGACAAAAAAAUUCUCAAAUAAUUCAUUAAUGCAAGUCAUCUUGAAUAAUUUGGUUUAAACAUUAAACAAGUCAAACCUUUCAUGUGUCCCCUUUAACUCUGUGAAAUGAUAUACAGGGGUCUCAUUUCCCUCUAGUUUCUCCUGUUACAACGACCGAUAUGAUUUUUAUAUUUUUUAUAUAUAAUUCCAUUUUUAAAUUGUACAGUUUGCUGUUUUUGUAUGACAGAAAUGUGUCUCAUUUGGAGGUGUCCCCCAAUUUAUUUUCCUGUUUCAAACUUUGAACCUGCAGUUAUUGCUGUUAAGAAAGUGCUUUUAAUUUAAAGUGAGACAAGAUUAAACGCAAGUGCAUGUCCUAUGAUUAAACUGCUGUGACUUAAUCCAACGUUGUGAGUAAUGAACUUUUUUAUUCUGUUGUCAUGCUUUCAAUUUAUGAUAUGUUUUUUUUCUUACAGGUAAAUUGUUUGCUUUAAGUAAAAAACUCCAUUUUAUAGAUAUAAUAAUGUCCAUUAUUUAGAAAUGAUUUGAUAACCUAUUUGUUUAUUCAUAGUCAAUUUCAAGUGCCUGUUCAUAUUUGGCAGCUCCAUCAGAAGCAAUACAAACAUAGCUUACUAUUUUACCUGCAUUUGUAUAUUAAUAAAAUAAUUAAAAUGAUUUCUUUGCAACCCACAAUAAAAUUGCAU
Messenger RNA from Lymnaea stagnalis (great pond snail), 11203 nucleotides. Lineage: Eukaryota; Metazoa; Mollusca; Gastropoda; Lymnaeidae. The record is from the annotation of a GenBank genome assembly.